Molecule: messenger RNA, 2227 nt
Organism: Cryptomeria japonica (Japanese cedar)
Lineage: Eukaryota; Viridiplantae; Streptophyta; Pinopsida; Cupressales; Cupressaceae
Product: adenine DNA glycosylase
Exons: 8
Coding region: 215-1867 (550 amino acids)
Biological process (GO): base-excision repair; mismatch repair
Cellular component (GO): nucleus
Molecular function (GO): 4 iron, 4 sulfur cluster binding; purine-specific mismatch base pair DNA N-glycosylase activity; 8-oxo-7,8-dihydroguanine DNA N-glycosylase activity
Source: RefSeq, a predicted model, not a curated record
GACUUUCUAUUGAUUAAAAAGACUUCGAGUCUUUCCGAAGCUCAUGGCAUGGUGGAUAUGAUUAUCCAUUCAAAUUCAAAAGCACGAGUUUUGCCUGUUUUUGAAGACCAUGCUUGAAAAUUCCCUCUCUUUUUUAGAUUCUCGACACUAUCAAGCAGUUUGCCACUUAUCACUGUAAAAUCCUGCGAGUGGAAGAGGGGUAGAGGUGGCUUUAAUGGCAGACCCUCCUCUUCUUCCACUGACUCAACCCCCUUUCAGUCGCACCAAUAAAAAAAAGAAGGGGGGCAUCAACAAUUUGGCUUCUACGUGCAACACAUCUCCCCCAUCUCCUCCUAAGCUGAACAAGGGUAGACGAGCAACACCAAAAUCCGAGCCCAAAGAAACUCCUGUUGUUGCAGACAUAGAGGAUUUCAAGCGGAAAGAGGCGUCAUCAAUCUCUCAGCGUCUCCUUGAAUGGUACUACGCAACACAUCGUGUGUUGCCAUGGAGGUCGGACCAGAAGCAGGACGACGAACACGACACUGAAGAGGAGAGGGAUCGCAGGGCAUAUGAAGUGUGGGUGUCGGAGGUAAUGCUUCAUCAGACCAGGGUGACUGUUGUGGUGGAUUACUACACUCGUUGGAUGGAUAGUUGGCCUACGCUUCAUCAUCUCGCCAAGGCUUCCCAAGAGGAAGUUAACGAAAUGUGGGCUGGAUUGGGUUACUACCGCCGUGCCCGCUAUCUGUUGGAGGCUAUCUCUUUCUACAUCUUUUCCCCCUCGAGCAUUAUUUUCGGUGUUAGAGUAUUGAAGCAGGCUCAAACUACGAGGUUGCUUGGAGGAGCAAAAGAGAUUGUAGAAAAUCAGGGAGGUGUAUUCCCCCGCACAUUGGAAGGUUUGAAAAAAGUUCCUGGUAUCGGCGAUUAUACAGCUGGGGCCAUUGCUUCAAUUGCUUUCAAGCAGGGUGUGCCAGUAGUUGAUGGAAAUGUAAUUCGGGUGGUUUGCAGACUGAAAGCUAUAUCUGCAAACCCUAAACUGCCUACAACCAUCAAACGCCUCUGGGAGCUUGCAGGCCAACUUGUUGAUCCAAAGAGACCGGGUGAUCUAAACCAAGCAAUUAUGGAGCUUGGUGCUACCAUCUGCACCCCAACUAGUCCUGCAUGUUCUUCUUGUCCAGUUGCCAAACACUGCAAUGCACUUUCUACUGUUAGAAGGUAUGAUUCAAAGAAUGAACAGAAGUCUCUAUUAACAGUGAAAAAUGCAGCAAAUGUUGUGACAGUACCAUCUGUUACUGAUUAUCCAGUGAAAGUUUUGAAGGCAAUAGCCCGGGAGGAGUUUGCAGCUGUUUGUGUCAUCGAAUUGUCUUCUGAAUAUAAAACAGAAAGUAUUCAAGACAUAAACAGUGAUGGAAAUUCAUUUCUUCUUGUGAAACGACCAGAGAAAGGAUUGCUUGCGGGUCUUUGGGAGUUUCCCUCUAUCCUGGUUAGUAAAUCAAGUCUCAGCCCUAUUGAACUAAAGGCUGCCAUGGAUCAGUACCUGGAAAGCUCAUUAGGGAUUGUUAUUGCCCCUGGAAAAUCUGAAGUAAUUUUGCGGAAGUCAGUUGGGAAGUAUAUUCAUGUGUUUUCUCAUAUCCGGUUACACAUGUACAUUGAAUGGAUGCUUGUACAUAUGCCAGCAUACAAAGAUGGACUGCCAAAAAUUAAGGAUUUGAAUGACACAGUUCUGAAGUGGGUAGAUACAAAAACCAUUCAGAGCAUGGGCUUGACAAGUGGAGUAAGAAAGGUGUACGUGAUGCUUCAGGAAUUUAAGAAUGGGACUGGAAAAUCGGAAUCUGUUCCAAGGGGAAAAAAAAGAAAGAAAAAGAAUAUUUUGUUCAUUGAAGAUUGUUAACUUCUAGGUGCCCCUCCCUAAGGCUACUAUGUAUGAACUACUUUCUGUAAUCAGUUUUGUGAAGUGAAUGGCUGGAUGCUAGUUCUGAUAAUCUGAAAUCCUUGUCUUCAAAUAUGCACUGAGAAACAUUGAUAAAACAAAUAUCAGAACAAAGUACUACCAGUGCUUGUAAGAGGGACUAAUUCCCCAUAUUUAAAGCUUAGUUGUAAAGAGUAUAUAUCAACAGAAGCUUAAGGAUAUAGAUGGUGUUAACUGUUCAGCAGUUAAAGAGAUGUUUUAUCGCCUGAGUACAUUAUGCAUCACUGACUAUCAAAUUGGAGAAAGAACAGAAUGGAUAUGCAAUAACCAUUUUUUUGAACA